Molecule: messenger RNA, 471 nt
Organism: Exserohilum turcica Et28A
Lineage: Eukaryota; Fungi; Ascomycota; Dothideomycetes; Pleosporales; Pleosporaceae
Exons: 1
Coding region: 1-471 (156 amino acids)
Source: RefSeq, a predicted model, not a curated record
AUGUGUUAUUACCGUCUAUACAUCUUCAUGGGCUGCGGCCACUCGGCGUUAUCCAAGACGCCCGUGCGAUACUGCAAGGAUGCCUCGUCACACGCAUAUUCCCACGACACUGGAUACAAUACUGACGGCACACUUGCUAGAGAAUCACACGACAAUUUCCCCUCUACCCCGCGAGUGAAAAAGCAUAUGGAUACCGUGGGUUUGGACAAAGAGCACCGCUUGCAUCAUCCGUUUCACACCAUCAGGCUGGAGCACUUGUGUGUGGGCUGCGCGCGGGAUAGGGAAGACAGGCUCCGCGUGCUGAGUUUGGGGAUGACGACGGUGAGGUUUGAUGUAGAGAAGCGGUUGUAUAGGUAUCAGGGCGCGAGUAAAGUCGCCUCCGAGAGACAGGAUUGGGGAGGAGGAGGGAUGGUUGGGGGAUGGAUGGGAGGUUGGAGUAUGAAAGUCGGUACUGCAGGGUUGAAUAAGUAA